Pseudoliparis swirei is the source of this 2622-nucleotide messenger RNA. RefSeq lists its product as uncharacterized. Bases 4 to 822 code for a protein of 272 amino acids. The record is from RefSeq and is a predicted model, not a curated record. NCBI's taxonomy places the organism in Eukaryota, Metazoa, Chordata, Actinopteri, Perciformes, Liparidae. The transcript is spliced from 4 exons.
ACCAUGUUGUCUGAGAUGCAUCGCGGCCUCAUAUUGAUGAACCGGGGAUGGACUCAGCGGAUACUUUUAUACUUCAUGGUUGCAGGAACUCGCUCUCUGGUCACAGUCCACCAGCCGGCGGUGCUCACCACAGCUCUGGGUGAUGAUGUCAUGAUGCCGUGCCAUCUCUCGCUCUCCCACGAUGAGAGGAUGCUGGCCCAGCCGGUUCUCUAUUGGACCUUAACACAGAACACGACUGACAGUGUCAGGAUGUUCCCCUCCCAGGAAUAUGAACGGCGCGUUGAACUGCUGGACAAAAGUAGGACCACUUCAAACAAGUCCAUAGUCUUGAAGAACGUCCAGUGGGCCGACAGCGGGAAGUACCUGUGCAAACUGUCCAUCACCACACAGAGGGAUAGCAGCUUCAGGAUGAGAGGAAGUGAAACUUCACUGAAGGUGUAUGACACUGUGACCUUUGACCUCGCCGCUCACAAUGGCUCUCUGCUUCGGUGUGAAGUCAACGUGACCCCGGAUCCCGGAUUUCGUUUGUCCAUUUCUCACAACGGAAGCGAACUCCAAACUGCGGACUCUGAGCCAGGAGAUGCGCGCGCAGCUCCGCACUACGUCACUCUCUCCGAGACCGUCCCUCUGAGGGGUGAAGGAGAAUACGAGUGUCAGCUGCACCUGAACCGAGAUCUGAUAACGAAAAGCGUCUUUUACCACCUGCCUGAUCCGGCGGUGGGGGUGUUGCCGGAGCCGUGGCUGCUGUACGUGGCUCUCCUGCUGGUGCACGCCACCAUCCUGCUGAGCCUCAUCGCGGCCCUGCUGCUGCACAGAUGCUGAGUUAGUCAACAUCUGGCUGAAACAGAAAGGCUUAGCAGUGGUGAUCCAUGGCUCUCGGGCCGGGGAAGCUUCAUGACCGCGUGGGACAAUCAGCUACUGUCCAUAACACGUUGGAAAGCGAAUGAAAAUAUCGUUAAUUGAUAACAUUCACAGACGAUAAUAAUCACAACUGUCCCGGUUCUGUCAAAUAUUCACAUGGCUCCUUCUCUAGGGGCAGAACCCGCCAAACAUCCCACUGCAUCUUAAUGGUUCAUUAGCAGCCCACAGAAUCCCCAAAUCCACGAUGAACUGUGAGCCGCUUUGUGGUGAUUUCUGGCUCAUUAAUAACUCAUAAGUCUCCAUCCGGAUCCGUGACUCUAAACCUCCGGUACACACGGUAUACUCACAGAACGUUUGAUGUGGAGCGCACAUUCAAACACAAGAUCCUGUCCAAUGAUUUACUAUCAGCAGUUAAAUAAAAAAAUUAUUAAAGGAAGUUAAAUAAGAUUGAAAUAAGCUCACAAAUGCUAUAACUGACUUUAAAGUGAAGGUCUAAAGCAAACUAUAAAACACUGUAUGUCUCUGUUUAUGCAUUUAAGGAAGAAGUAUUCUUAGCGGGACACUUGGGCCUCCUAAAAUUAUUUGUCUAUUUCACAAUGUAAACUGUGUAUGGUAAUAUAAUAUUGCUUAUGAGGUGAUAGAGUACUAAAGGACAUGUGAUGCAUCAAACCUGCCUUUUGUAAAAGACUCACAGAAGCAUGAGUGGAUAUUUAUCUGCAGUGUUGUCGCCGUGAUUGACGUUAAUCCACUUUUUAAAAAUGUUUUAUUGAAAGGGAUGUGAGUGGAAAUAGGGACAGGAAGGGUGCGUGCGCAAUGUGCAACACACACACUCACACACACUCACACACACACACACACACACACAGGAAGGAUGCAUUUGUCAGAGCGAGGACAGAGAUGCAAUCAGCACAGUAAUCCUCACUGCUGAUGGGAUGGGAUGGCCAAAACGAGAGAUCAGCACACACACACACACACUCACACACACACACACACACACACAAACUGGACUUGAUUCCCCACUGAGUCAGAGAGCGAGUCAGUGCACCUGUGGUUUUAUGGUGCAUGUGGCUGUGUGGCAGUUGUCGGAGGAAAUGUGAGGGAGGCCGGCUGAGAACGGGACGGGCGAGUAAAUAAGAAACUUCACGUUUUAUGAGUGAUUUCAUGAGUUAUGAAGGCGAGUAACGCGUUGUAAAUCCUUCAGGCAUUCACCAAAUGGUGCAUGGGAAACUUAUAUAUAUAUAUAUAUAUAUAUAUCAAUUAAAAAACGUGCACCUUUUCAGGGGCAAAGGACAAACAUGUAGCCUUGGUUUCAUUAAUGAAAGGUACAUAGUUAAUACAAAUAAAUGACAAGUAGACCACUUUAAAUGUUCUAAUGUGAAAUAAGAAGCCAAAGAGGACACAUGUAGUUGUCGACAGCAUCACAAACUACAGCCUUCAAAAUGGCCGUGAACCUGAGCUUUAACACAGCUUUGACCAAAAUAAAAACAGUAUAACCUUCGGGGAGGAUUUAUUGCGUAGCUGCUGUGCGCUGCAGCUGCAGCUGCUGCACCUUUAUCAUCUCUGUGUAUCAAUAUUAUAUAAUUCUUCAAUUUGUAUGCUUUAUAUAUUUUUGUAUAUAAUAAAAAAAUUAUGUCAGGUAUAUUUUUGGACAACAUUGCAUUUCACCACAUAAUCUACUUUAUCUUUAUUUUUAAUUUUUAAACAUGUUAUGUCUUUUGGAUAUAAUAUGUUUUGUAGAAAAUAAAAAAUACAAGUGCUAUA